UGCUGCCUGGUGGGCGUGAGGGAGGAAGUGGGCGGGGCGGGCGAGAGAGAUUCUAUGGAGGAGAAGUGGGAGCGAAGGCGUGAGGCGCAGCGGGGCUCCCUCUCUGUCCCCCACCCCGUCUCCUUUCUGAGCGAACCUCAACGGCUGAAAAGUGACGGCUGAGGGGCGCACGCGCGGGGCUUGCUUUCCCGCCCAUUUCUGAUGCGGGGUCGGGGGGAGCCGUCUCUGAGGGGGCCACCGAGGCGCCGCCGCCCUUCCUUUCCCCACCGCCGAGGGCCGCCGCCUCCCCUCCUCAGCAGCAGCCGGGUGAGGGGGUGAGAUGGGCAGGCCCGUCUCUUAGCCUCGGCGGAGGCUCGCCGCCCUUGUCACGGCCCGUCCCGUCACACCUCCCGGCUCCGAGGCGGUGGCCGAGGCCGGCGAGCGGGCCCGGCUCUAGCUCGACGCUCGCGGCUUCUCUUGCCGUUGCUGCCGCCCCGUCUCCCUCCGCCCCUCCGCAGACACAUACCCGUCGCCGCGCUUCCCCGCCAUGUCCGGAGUGGUGCGGACCUUGAGCCGCUGCCUCUUGUCGGCCGACGCCGCCUCCAGCCGCGGUGCGGGAGCGGAGAGGCACCCGCCGCCCCGCGAGGGCAAAGAAGGCAGCCGGGACGCGGAGCGCGAAGCCCGGCGCCGGAGCCGCGAGAUCGACGCGAUGCUGGCCCGCGAGCGGCGCUCGGUCCGGCGCCUGGUCAAGAUCCUGCUGCUGGGCGCCGGCGAGAGCGGCAAGUCGACCUUCCUCAAGCAGAUGCGGAUCAUCCACGGCCGUGAGUUCGACCAGAAGGCGCUGCUGGAGUUCAGGGCUACCAUCUACGAGAACAUCCUCAAGGGCUGCAGGGUUCUAGUCGAUGCACGGGACAAACUAGGGAUCCCUUGGCAGUAUACAGAGAAUGAGAAGCAUGGCAUGUUUCUAAUGGCCUUUGAAAAUAAAGCCGGGAUGCCCAUUGAGCCGUCUGUGUUCCAGUUGUAUGUACCUGCUCUGACGGGCCUGUGGAAGGAUUCUGGGAUCAAGGAGGCUUUUAGCCGUCGAAGUGAAUUUCAGCUGGGUGAAUCGGUGAAAUAUUUUCUGGAUAAUCUGGACCGGAUUGGCCAGUUGAACUAUUUUCCCAGUAAGCAAGACAUCUUGCUGGCUAGAAAAGCUACCAAGGGGAUUGUGGAGCAUGACUUUAUCAUCAAGAAGAUUCCUUUCAAAAUGGUGGAUGUGGGUGGACAGAGGUCUCAGCGGCAAAAAUGGUUUCAGUGCUUUGAUGGGAUAACAUCUAUACUAUUCAUGGUCUCAUCAAGUGAAUAUGAUCAGGUCCUUAUGGAAGACAGACGCACAAAUAGACUAGUUGAAUCUAUGAAUAUCUUUGAGACCAUUGUCAACAACAAGCUCUUUUUUAAUGUCUCCAUCAUUCUGUUCCUUAAUAAAAUGGACCUCCUAGUGGAGAAAGUGAGGAAUGUCAGCAUUAAGAAGUACUUCUCAGACUUCAAAGGUGAUCCUCAUCGGCUGGAAGAUGUUCAACGUUAUCUGGUACAGUGCUUUGACAGAAAGAGGCGGAAUCGUAGUAAGCCACUCUUCCAUCAUUUCACUACAGCCAUAGAUACUGAAAACAUCCGCUUUGUGUUCCAUGCUGUGAAGGAUACAAUCCUUCAGGAGAAUCUUAAGGAUAUUAUGUUGCAGUGAAGGAAAACUUACCUCCGUCUAUUCAAACAUAACCUAGGACCAGCUUAAACUUUCUGGCCUUUAUGAUGGAUUUUUUGAAAGAUCCAUGCUGUUUACUUGGCUCAAGGGGGUUGCAGAAUAGCCAGUCCAAACAGAGGAGUGACAGGCAGAAGGAUUGUGAGAGCUCAAGCUAGCUACACAAUAACUUAAGUAAAAACAUUACUGAAAAUAGUAAAUUACAAGAGCAGUGCCUUCUUUUGAACACUGAAUAACAUUAUUGACUUCUGCCUUUUGAAAAGAGAACUCUAACUACGAAAAACCAUGUAAAAAUGUUUUGUGAUUUUUAAUCCAGUGUCGUUGGGCAACAGUGCCAGAAUUUGCUGGUUGUAACGCCUGCCUUCUUCAUUAGUUUUGGGUGCUAAAUUAACAAAUCCAUUAAGUUAAUUGAUACUACUGUUUGGAGAAUACAUUGCAAUAUGUUCAUAUACUCUUAAGAUCAAUAUCUAGAAUUGGUGCAUACAAAAUUAAUUGCCAGUAACCAGACUAUGCUUGCCAAGGUGCUUAUCCAGCUCUUGUCUGAAAAUAUUCACAAAUAUAAAUUGAACUUGGCUGGUCAUACAAGUGAAUUUUGUUUAAGCAGUUGGCCUCAAAAGGGGCAAAAAUCCAAGGCCUGGGAUGGUGCAACACAAGGCUUUACUUUGCACUACAUGUACAGUAUCCAUUGCAUCAUGGAAAAUAAGUCUUUCACAGUAAUACAGCAUGAGACAUGUGCUGACACCUCAGACGCUCUGUCAAGACAUCUUCAACUCCAUUUUCAGGCCUAUAGUUGGAACUAUAUGAACAUUUCCUCUUGACAGAAUAUUAUGAGUGUUCCUCACAAUAUGGAAGCUUAUUCCAUAUAAGCUGUCCUUUAGCCAAAUGUUUGGUAAGCAGCGGCUCCCUGUAACACUAAGGCCAAAUGCUCUUGAGAUCACACAUUACAGCUGCAAAAGGUUCGGAUAGAAAGGCCCUGCAUUCAAUUAAUCCUUAACUGUUGCUGCAUGGAUUUACUAGCCUAUAUAAUAUACACUUAAAAUACUGUAAACUGCCAAGUCUAAAGUUGCCACUUUAUGGCUACUACAGAGUACGUGUGAAUUUGUAGGAGGCUGUGAAUAAUAUUGAUGUGAACUUGUUUUUUAAUUCUAAAGUGUUCAAUUUGACUAUGGGUGCCUAUUUUGUGUGUACAGACGUUUCACACUCUGUCUGCUAUGAGGUAUGUAUUAACCAAACUAAGACUUAUCAUUUCAGUGCUAUAGUCUUUAUUCAGGGAUCUUCUUAAACAUAACAAAUGUUUACUGUACCAUCGGUACCAUACUUGUCAUUGCAAAAUAUAAAGGGCUUAUUCUUUCCUAUAUCAUGCUAUCAGAACGCUGUAGCUUAUGCCCCUAUGGGACAAAUAGUAGGCAAAGCUCCAGGUAUUAAUGCCACAAGUAACACCAGCCUUAAAAAAUCUCUGAUUACUUCUGCUCAGACAAAUAUAAGAUUUAUUUUCCUGUGUGGAUGACUCAAGUUUAUAUAGGCAUGUUUUUGUGUGGUGUAGCAUGCUUUGUGAACCAGAAAUCUUCCACUCUUGUAGUGAUGUUUUAUGCAAAAUUAAGCUAAGUUUUGAAAAUAAGGUUUAUCUUCUAGUUUUUAUGUAAAACUAAAAUUUUAAUAGGACAACCAUAGUGGCUGCAGACUUUUCAACCUUUUGAGGUGAAACUAAUUGACAAUUACCUAGUGACGCUUGUCUUACUUUCUAGGACCGAUUAUUUUACUAUUUUCAUAUCUGGCUAUUUAAGGGUAAAGGCAUUUAUAUCAGCAGUGACUGUACAUUUCUGUUCAUUGGGAUUCUUCCUAAGGAUGCCUAAGGAGAUGUUUCAUUUGUGUUUCUCAAAGAGCAAUCUUGCCAUGGCAAAUAGCUGAAACUGUAAGCAGUUUCAAGAGCAAUUUGUGAUAUGGAAUAUGCAUCUUUUAAAAUGAGAGGUCAAAAUUCCCAUCCCAUUAGGCAUGCUCAGAGCCCUGGGUAUUCCUAAGUAGCUCUUCUUUAUUUUGGUCACUACAUUUUAAUUUAGUUCCUCAGCAGUAAUUUCCCAUCUAGAAGUCUUGACUGUUCAAUUUAAAGAUUGCAUUUAUGUCUGCUUCCCCAAAGUGCCUCAGUUUUACCUAGUAACCUUCUUUUGGCCUUAAGUGACAGACAGUAGCACAAACUCUUCUAUAACAAUCUGAACUAUGCUACCAUUUGCAUUUUAAAAUAAAUACCUAGAGCCAACUUCCUGUAGUUCUCAAACUAUUUUGUUUAAUACAAUGCUACCCAGAAGUGUAUUUUCUUUUUUUUUUGUAGAAGUAUGGCUACCAUAGUACUUGCAUCUAGAAUGCAGCAUAUUACUAUGUUUGUUUGGUACCAGAUACAGUCAUCUGCUAGUGUAAUGGGAGCCCCUUGCUGGGGCAAACAUGAUUAUGAAAGGUUUUGGUAGUCCAGUUAAGGCUGCAGUCAUAAAACUUGUCUCACUGAAUUCAGUGGGGUUUACGCUCAUUGAGUAGGGACUGAUAUUGCAGCCCAUAGUCAAGUUCAAUCUGAUCCAUCUUGCACCAAUUUAUUUUACUUUUUAAGACAUUGUUAACUUUAGUUCUCCAACUCCUCAUCCCUUCAAGCCUUCAGUUCCACAUCUCGGUUGCAGUCACCAGCAGCUAUAACUUUUUUGUUUAACAUUGCAGUAGAAACUUGGUAUAAAAAAAUUUUUUUUACACUGUGUGUACACAGUCAGUCAAGGAUGGAUGUUAUAACAGUUUCAGGAUUGGAGUCCUAAAAGUAUCUUUUAACAGUAUGGCUUCACACACAUAAGGGGAACCUCUAUUCUAAUCAUAGCAUUUCACAUAAAAUGUGUGUUGAUAUUUUGCUUUGAAUUCAAAAUAUAUAUUUGCACUCCAGUACAGUAGUAUUGGGUACUCUACAACCAUCAAAUUACCCGCUCUUUCUUUCUCCUGCCAAAGCCACAAAACAUUUGCCUUUAAUUGUAACUCUUGAACAUUUUGUCCUAAGUAUAAUUAGUAAGGAGGGGAAAGAUUUGUUGAUGGAAUGAUACUUUUAAGCUGGGAAAUGGGUUACACAUAAGACAGCCUGUUAGAGGCCUGGAACUUAUGCUUCGGUAUAUUACAUACUAAAUAGCCUUCAGCUAUUGGCAGAGUUUCUUACUUGUCAGAGAAAGGUUUGCUGUGAAGAGUGUAUACUGUAUAUUUGGUGUUCUUAGUCAUGGACAAAGAAGAAUUUUUUUCUUCAUGCCUUCAACAGAGGAUUUAAGAGUGUCUGUAUAUACAUGCAAGUGUUCACACAGUCAGAAAUAGGUUUUCUGCUGAAUAUCUGCUUAUUUUGAUAUAAACUCUCCAAGAGCAAGGCCUUGCAAAAAAUGCAUUUUUUUGGUGAAAUGGAAUCUGCAAGUUGCAUGAAUUUGCAGCUCCUGUAUUACACUGCAUGUAUAAGUGGACUACUCACAAGAGCAGUGUUUAAUAUAUCAGCAUAACAACAGUGUGUUGUUGAAACUAACUCUGAACCUAUCAACAUAGCAGCUGUGCUAUCCAAAGUAAAAAGCUGGGAUUUAGCAACAUUCUGCCAUCCAGAUCCAUUUCUGCAAGAUGAGCAGAGCUUCCUUGGCCUGUUUUUGGCCCAUAAAAAAACCUUUAUAUACAUCUGAGAAAGCAAUUGAAGUACCCACUGUUGCUAUGGAUGCAGUAGGUGUUGCUACUUCCACCACCAGUUUUCUUACUGAUUUAAAGAACUCACAUCAACAGGCCAGCAAAUUACCUAGAAUUUGGCUUGCUUCUCAUACUUUUAGCUCUCUGUAGCCAGCUUGAAAAUUACCUACCAUAGUCCAAACAACAAAAAUCACACUGACCUCCAGAGUUGGCUUCCUGGUGCUGAGCCAAAAAUAUUUUGCUGGGAGGAAGAGAUUUGGAGGAGGGGAGGAUCUAGUUUCUAAAUAGACUUUAAAGCACUGCUGUUUAAACACUGUCGUGUGUGUGUGUGUGUGUGUGUGUGUGCGCGCGCGCGCGCAAAAUGCCAUCAAUGAAGAAUCUGUAUAAUUUGAUGACUGUCUCUAGGAGAAAGAGUUGGCUUCUUGUUAAAACAACAUAUUGGCACCACAGUAGCUAUUGGCACACACAUUAUAAAUCUUUUUUCAGCUUGCCUGUUUGUUUACAACUGGGAGAUGCAAAUUCAGGCGUCUUCCAUUGUAGUGUGAGAGACACUGGCCAUGCAGAAGGUUUAAUAAACUUACUAAAAACCAAGUAAGUGUCUCCUUUAUAAAAACCCACACAGUUAAGUCUAGCUGGGGUCCCUCAUACCUUAAAAUAUUUUAUUCUGUUGUGUCCUCUCUUUGUUGUAUAAUUUAUGUGCCAAGUUCAAACUGCAAAUGCAAAGAGAAUAGUCUGUUCAAUUGUUGUUCUACAAUGGUAGAAUUCCAUUCCUCUGUCAAAAUAUGGACUGAAUGCUUUCAAAAACAUAGGUAACUGUAUUAAUACACUAGGUAAAAACCAGAAUCUACAGAAUGGUAAUGCCUUUAUUAGGACCAUCCUAAAUGCCAGAUAAAAUCAAAUUGCUAGAAGCACUGUAAGAGCUAAAACAGAUGCACACUUUGUGCUGGUGUGGGUGGGGAUCAAAGGUUUGAAUUGUUUUCCACAUGAAAUAUUACCUGUGCACAUAAAUGAAUAUGUUGGAGAGGGAAAGGAAGACUAGGCCUGGCUUGUUUGUUUGGUAUGUCCAGUAUCUCAUGUGGGCCCAAACAUCUGCUCCACCAAUUUGCUGUAUGAAAGAUUCAGCCCAGCAACAACUACAUUUGCUUGGGACUUUUGCACCUCUCCAAAGACUUCCUUUAGCACAACUAGUCCAUAGCAUGUUGUUGGAUUAGUACUCGUAGAGAUUAUACAUAAGAGCACAAUAGAAAGGCAAGGCAGCAAUUGCCUUCUGGCUCCUCCUUUUCCUGGUUGGUGGCUGAAGUAAGCAGCAUAGACCCAAGUUUGUUUGUGUGUGUGUGUGCGCAUACUUUUUUGUGCACCAUCUUGAGGGCUUUAAGUCAAAAGUUGGGGAGGAAAUAACUUAAAUAAACAAAUUAAAUUAAAUUGGGAACUGUCAAAAAAUGCUGCCUAGCAUUAACAUUAUAGCUGGGAAGUGAUUGCAAAAAUGUCUUCCUCUUGUUCAUUGCAUUUCCCCAGUGAUACAUUUGAGCAUAACUGUUAGCAUUUCUGUCUCACUUUUCAAGUGUUGCUUCACAUAUAUUCAGCAUUUGUAAUGGUAGGCUAGUUUUAUAUCCAUACUGCAGACAUAAUAGUGGCUUGCCUGCAGCUACUACUGAAGCAAGAUUUUAAUGAUGGACUUCUUUGCUUAUUGCUCACAAUUAGCCACCAAGAUACUAGCUGUAUGGCUAUUCUUUGCAGUAUUAUAAAGCAUCAGAAAACUGAGUGUUUGGGGCAGAAAAGGCCUGUGUUAGCCUUAAUUUGUAACUUCUACAAAAACUAAAUUACUGUUGAAAAGUGACAAAACUUAAAAAUGGGUUGAGAUGGAAGUGCCGUAAUUCAUAAUGGUAAUAUUUUUGAAUUGUGUGAUUUAAAAAAAAAAAAAACUGGUCCUUUCUAAGCACUAAAAGAGCAUAAUUCUUUGUGGCCUAUUUUGCUGUGAUAGCCUUAGUUUAUGAAAGCUGUGGUUUAGAUUUUUAAAAUAUUGUGGUGUAAAAAUGUGUUACAGCUCUGAAUUAGCUUACUGUUUUGUAUAUAUGAAUUUUGUAAAUCUAUUAAAAU
Messenger RNA from Rhineura floridana, 7486 nucleotides. RefSeq names its product G protein subunit alpha 12 (gene GNA12). The coding region runs from base 527 to 1699 and encodes 390 amino acids. Gene Ontology annotation, cellular component: heterotrimeric G-protein complex; brush border membrane. Gene Ontology annotation, molecular function: guanyl nucleotide binding; D5 dopamine receptor binding; GTPase activity. The record is from RefSeq and is a predicted model, not a curated record. Lineage: Eukaryota; Metazoa; Chordata; Lepidosauria; Squamata; Rhineuridae. The transcript is spliced from 4 exons. Gene Ontology annotation, biological process: adenylate cyclase-modulating G protein-coupled receptor signaling pathway; Rho protein signal transduction.